Molecule: messenger RNA, 879 nt
Organism: Cotesia glomerata
Lineage: Eukaryota; Metazoa; Arthropoda; Insecta; Hymenoptera; Braconidae
Product: protein fem-1 homolog CG6966-like
Exons: 1
Biological process (GO): ubiquitin-dependent protein catabolic process
Cellular component (GO): ubiquitin ligase complex
Molecular function (GO): protein binding
Source: RefSeq, a predicted model, not a curated record
UUUUCAUUAGAUAUCGAGCUGGCGAAUAAGCACGGCCACACAUGUCUAAUGAUAGCAUGUUACCGAGGGCACGUGCGAAUCGCAAAAUUCCUCCUGGCCCUAAAAGCAGACACAAACCGAAAAUCAGUAAAAGGAAACACAGCUCUGCACGACUGUGCAGAGAGCGGCUCUCUGGAGAUCUUAAAAAUCUUAGUGGAGCAUGGAGCUCGAAUGGACGUCGACUCCUACGGGAUGACCCCAUUACUGGCCGCGGCAGUGGCUGGACAUUUGCAUAUCGUCGAGCACUUAAUAGGAAUCCCGCAAUUAGUGUCCCGAAAGGAAAAAAUCGACGCUCUGGAAUUAUUAGGCGCGACUUAUGUCGACAAAAAGCGCGACAUGAUUGGUGCACUGGAGUGCUGGAAGCGCGCGAUGACCGAGCGGUACCACGGCGAGGGAAAAGUUAUUGAAAAACCUCCCCGACCUCCUGGGGUAGGCGCCUACGAUUACGCUGAAGAAAUAGCAGACGCCGAGGGCUUGGACGAAUUGCUGGCCGAUCCGGACGAAAUGCGUAUGCAAGCUCUGGUCAUACGCGAAAGAAUCCUCGGGCCCGCUCAUCCCGACACUAGUUAUUACAUCAGAUAUCGCGGAGCUGUCUAUGCUGACUCCGGGAAGUUUGAGAGGUGCAUUGAGCUCUGGAAUUAUGCGCUGGAUAUGCAGCAGAGCAUGCUGGAGCCUCUUAAUACUAUGACUCAGAGCUCGUUGUUUAGUUUUAUUGAGUUGUUUAGUUUUAUGGUCGGUGAGGAGGGAAGACAGACUCCAAGGGGACGCAGGAUUCCGUCUGUUGAGAGACAUGAGUUGAUGAGAGUCUUUAAAAAAGCGGUAAUUAUAUUUUUUUACUGU